Molecule: messenger RNA, 2882 nt
Organism: Trichechus manatus latirostris (Florida manatee)
Lineage: Eukaryota; Metazoa; Chordata; Mammalia; Sirenia; Trichechidae
Gene: KLHL41
Product: kelch like family member 41
Exons: 6
Coding region: 330-2150 (606 amino acids)
Molecular function (GO): protein binding
Source: RefSeq, a predicted model, not a curated record
AGCUUCUAUUAGCAUAUCUUCUAAUGCUUUAUGUAUUUUAAAGCUUUCCAUUUCACGUAAAUGUCUUGUGUCUUAGCUGUUUCCUUAGUGAUUAAAAGUUCCAGUUGUUCCUUUCAAUCUAUAACAGCUGCAAGAACAACUCUUCUUUCCAAACUAGCUCUCCUAAAUUCCGUUGUUAAGAGUUGGUAUCUAUAUUUAGCCAGUGGGAUUAAAUUGCAAAGGCUUGAAGCUGGGCAAAGCACACCGAUCUGCCUUUUUACGGCUAGACCUGUGUGCUGCAAGGAGCUAAGGCCUUCAGUGUCCCCUUCCUUACCCAGGUUGCUCACAAAAUGGAUUCCCAGCGGGAACUCGCAGAGGAACUGCGGCUUUACCAAUCUACCCUUCUUCAGGAUGGUCUAAAAGAUCUCCUGGAUGAGAAAAAAUUCAUCGAUUGCACCCUAAAAGCAGGUGACAAAAGUCUUCCUUGCCACAGAUUGAUUUUGUCAGCCUGUAGCCCUUACUUCCGUGAGUAUUUUUUAUCCGAAAUUGACGAGGAGAAGAAAAAGGAGGUAGUGCUAGAUAAUGUGGAUCCUGCUAUACUUGAUCUAAUCAUCAGAUACCUGUACUCUGCCAGUAUUGAUCUCAACGAUGGAAAUGUGCAAGAUAUUUUUGCAUUGGCCAGCCGCUUUCAGAUCCCCUCAGUGUUCACUGUCUGCGUUUCUUAUCUUCAGAAAAGACUUGCUCCUGGUAACUGUUUAGCCAUCCUAAGAUUAGGACUUCUUCUUGACUGCCCAAGACUGGCCAUCUCUGCCCGUGAAUUUGUGUCUGAUCGCUUCCUACAGAUUUGUAAGGAAGAGGACUUUAUGCAACUUUCUCCACAAGAACUGAUCUCAGUCAUUUCAAAUGACAGCCUAAAUGUAGAAAAGGAAGAAGAAGUAUUUGAGGCCGUGAUGAAAUGGGUACAAACAGACAAAGAAAACAAAGUUAAAAACUUUAGUGAAGUGUUUGAUUGCAUCCGUUUUCGCCUUAUGUCAGAAAAAUAUUUUAAAGAUCAUGUUGAGAAAGAUGAUAUAAUUAAAAGCAAUCCUGAACUCCAGAAAAAAAUCAAAGUUCUAAAAGAUGCCUUUGCAGGCAAACUCCCAGAACCCAGCAAAAAUGUAGAGAAGACUGGGGCUAGUGAGGUGAAUGGUGAUGUUGGUGAUGAAGAUUUACUUCCUGGUUACCUGAAUGACAUUCCCAGACAUGGAAUGUUUGUCAAAGACCUCAUCCUUUUGAUUAAUGACACAGCUGCAGUGGCUUAUGAUCCCACAGAAAAUGAAUGCUACCUUACUGCACUAGCUGAGCAGAUUCCCAGAAAUCAUUCCAGCAUUGUUACCCAACAAAAUCAGGUGUACGUGGUAGGAGGGCUAUAUGUGGAUGAAGAAAAUAAGGAUCAGUCUCUACAGUCUUAUUUCUUCCAGCUUGAUAACAUAGCAUCUGAGUGGGUUGGACUUCCUCCUCUGCCUUCAGCCAGGUGUCUCUUCGGUCUGGGAGAGGUAGAUGACAAAAUCUAUGUAGUUGCAGGCAAAGACCUUCAAACAGAGGCUUCGCUGGAUUCAGUGUUAUGCUAUGAUCCUGUGGGUGUAAAAUGGAGUGAAGUAAAAAAACUUCCUAUCAAAGUCUAUGGCCAUAGUGUGAUAUCACAUAAUGGGAUGAUAUAUUGUCUAGGAGGAAAGACAGAUGACAAAAAGUGCACAAACAGGGUGUUUAUCUACAACCCCAAAAAAGGAGACUGGAAAGAUCUGGCUCCAAUGAAAAUCCCUCGUUCCAUGUUUGGAGUGGCAAUCCAUAAAGGCAAAAUUAUGAUUGCAGGAGGUGUCACUGAAGAUGGUCUUUCAGCCUCAGUUGAAGCUUUUGACCUCACAACCAAUAAGUGGGGAGUAAUGCCUGAAUUUCCUCAAGAAAGAAGUUCUCUCAGUUUAGUCAGCCUGGCUGGAUCCCUGUAUGCCAUCGGUGGUUUUGCUAUGAUUCAACUGGAGUCAAAAGAGUUUGCACCCACCGAAGUCAAUGACAUAUGGAAGUAUGAAGAUGAUAAAAAAGAAUGGGCUGGGAUGUUGAAGGAAAUCCGUUAUGCUUCAGGAGCUAGUUGCCUAGCAACACGUUUAAAUCUCUUCAAACUGUCUAAACUAUAGACAAGAAGGUGACAAAACAUAGUAGAUUGGGAGGUCAUUUGUUUGUUUAAUAUGGCUUUAAUUCAUUCUGUUUUUUUUUAAGCCUGUACAGAGUUUCAUUUAGAAAUCUAUUAUUCACUGAGUUAUUGUCUAAGAGGUUAGCAGUGGGUAUCAAUAAAUCUUCAAUGUUAUGUUCAUAGUUUAAAAAGGUUUCUAGUAAGAAAACAUUAAGUCGAACAAAUUAUUUCCUUUGUUAAUAUGUCUCAACUAUAAAGGAGGUCCUAAAUUUAAGUUGUUUACUAAUCACUUCAUUUGCAUUGUUAGGGUGCCUUUAUACUCGUUUUCUAUUACAAAUGAAAUUGGAGAAUGAAAUAUGUACAUCUGCAUCUAGAAAAAUAAUAUUGAAAAUAUCAAAAACCUUCUCUAGUGCUUCAAGAUAUAACAGGAAUCCUGUGCAUUAUAGUAAAGAAGUUUACAUGCCAUGAGGAGACUUUGGAAAUAUUAUUUAAAGAGUGUAAUAAAUAGGUCUCAUUUGAAGGAGAAAAGUCUCCAAUAGUCAAAUUCAAGUGGUCUUUUUUUUCUCCAUUCUUUUUGCGACACUGGUGUAUUCUGUUUGUGAUUUCCCAAUCAAAUUUAAAAUCUGUAGAUCAGUCUUCAAACGAUUAACUACAGUAUCUGUGGUGGGCAGAUAGGGGAUGCAUCAAUAGGAAAUGAACUGAUUCUUUAAAUGGCUGGAAUGGGAAUUGGGGGCAA